Molecule: messenger RNA, 4317 nt
Organism: Drosophila virilis
Lineage: Eukaryota; Metazoa; Arthropoda; Insecta; Diptera; Drosophilidae
Source: RefSeq, a predicted model, not a curated record
AGUCGCUAGCUGGACGUGAUGUUGGCCGCAAGGGCGCCACGGCAUAAACCAAAGACCAAAGAGGACAAGCUAAAUGCCUGAAGGCAGCUCAUUGCCGCUGAAACAACAAGUACCUAACUGUUUGUAUGUGUGGGUGUGUGUGUGUGUGUGUGUCUGCGUGUACGUAUGCGUGUGUGUUCGUGCGCGCGUCUGUGUCAGUGUGAGUGCAAUGUGCAGCAUAGCUAAAAAGUAUGCUUUAGAAUUUUAUUAUCGCGCGCGUUACGUUUGACGUUUCGUUACGUUUCGGCCGACUCGCAACUUUGUGAAGUUUUGACGCGGCUUCCGUGACCCCACCAUAUACAUAUACAUACAUGCAUAUACAUACAAACAUAUAUAUAAAUAUAUAUAAAUGCAAUUACAUACAUUCGUACUACCUGAAUAAUUAAUGCAAUGCAAGCUAUUUGAACUCCGUUUUGGUGUCGUGUAAGCACGCGCGCUCGGUUUCAAAACUGGCCAUAAUGAUGAACAAGCUCAACGCUUUUGGUAACCAACGCAAUGUAUUAUUUUUUGGCCUUAUCAAGUGACAGGCGCAACGAAUUUGAAAAACUCAGCACCCCAACUCAACUUUAACUCUCUAGCUCAAGCUCAACUGCAGACCAAAUUGAAACGAUUCAAGAAAUAACAGGAAACCUUCAAGGGAAUACAUAACUACUACUACUACUACUACUACUACUACAACAACAACAACAACUAUAUUAUACUAUAUUUUUCGAUGCAGCUUAGUACCUAACUAAAAGUACACAUAUAGAGAGACAAACAUAUGUUUAUAAAUCUAGCGCUAACUGGCAACAAAUUUCGAAUCAUAAAUUAACGUAAUAAAAAUUGCGGCUCUUGACUUUUCGCCGAAUUUUCAAAAUCGAGCAGAAGAAAAUUAAAUACAAAAAAAAAAAAACGAAAAAAAAAAAUUGAAAUGUGUCUGCAGACCAAAAAGCACAAAGCAAACAACAAAUAACUAAUAAUAAUUUUUCAAAAUUUAUACGAAAACAUCCAUACAUAUUUACGAGUAGCUAUGUGAAACUGCGGCUAAACCAAAUGGGCAGACAGCUUGGCCAAAUAUAUUUCGAUUAAAAUAUAAAUGAAAUUAAGCUGGACACGGCACUGACACAAAAACCAAAUAGCGUGCCAAGUGUUUGAGUGGAAAUUUGUAUUGUCUGCCAAUAGUAGAUGGCACAACAACAACAACAACAACAACUACAAGAAGAAGAGCAACAACAACAACAAAGAGCAACAGCAGCAGCAGCAGCAGCUGCAACCAACAGGUUGCCAGCAACUCAGCAAACUAGAAACUGGAAACAUUUGCCCGCAGACGCGGCAGAUCCAAGAAAAGCGCAAAGAAAAACACUUGCGAAAAUUAGCAGCAGCAGCAACAGCCGCUGCUGCGGCUGCGGCGUCGACGUCGGCCGUGUCACCUAUAAAUAGUGUGCACUGUGCGCGUGACAGCUGUGACAAACGGUGACGUCAUUGCCUGGAUGGCCGCUCGACGCUCUGCGGCGACGUCAUCAAAUCAAACAGCUUAGCAGCAAAUUGUACAUCACGUAUACGCCGCGUAUAUUGGCCAGGCCAAUAAACACAUCGUACACACAUUAUCAGCAUCUCUCUCCCUCCCCCUCUAUCUGAGUGUGUGCUGGGCAAAAAAUGUGGCAAAGCUAAAUCGAACUGAUAAGAUCAGCUAUAUAGCAUAUAUAUACCAUUAAAUACAUAUAUAUAUAUAAUAACAAUAUGCGCAGAGUAAACACACGAAGAGCCAUGAGAAUCGCACGAAAGCACAGCAAAAAGAAAGAAAAGCGGAACAAAAACAAAUAUUGUCAAAAUAGCAACUGAAAUGCUUACAAGCUGCUGAGCCUCAGUCUAAAUUCAUCGUCGAUCGGCGUCGUUGAAUGCCUCGCGUUGCUGCGAGCGUCUUUUCUUGGCUGUGUGUGCCGUGAGUGUGCGUGCGCGCGCGCGAGUGUGUGCGCGUGUGUGUGUGUGUGUGUGUAUUGUGGUGUGCCGUCUCUGUGGUGUGAACUAUAUAUAUUGAUAUAUACAUAUAUUUAUAUAUAUUUAAUGCGAUAUCUGGCGCUAGACGCGCGUAAAAAGUGGAAAGCGGCAACUGGACGCCUCUUGAGUUUGUUAAAUCGACUUAAACGAGCUACGAGAAACGCGAAGCAUCAACAACCAAGUAACAACAAAUAAAUAAACUAACAAAAACACAAAAGAAAAAAAAAACCAGAGCAAACGAAAGCAAAUUGAUUUUUGGUGCAAACAAUACGCAAGAAAUACGUGUCAUAAAUCAUAAGCAAUAAUUUGUGCUAAAUCCGUUUCAAACUUAAAAUGUCAGCCAUAAAUUCAAGCAAAGGAUUUCACUUAAUACAAUUGCAGCUGCUCUAAAAGUUAUGGCCAGCAUGCAACGCUCUAAAUGACAACACGAUCCCAAAAAGUUCGAACUCGCUUUGUGAUAAACCCAAGUUGAAUAAAGUACGCGCCAAGUAGUUAAUAUAUUUAUGCCAUAUACUUAUACAUAUAUAUUUAAUUAUUAACUAUACGUAACUCUUUUUAGUUUAUUGAAAUUCAGUUAGUGAGACUUUGAGACAGAACAAAAACAACAUUAUAAAAGACAAGUUGACACUGCAAGUACUGUAACUGUAACUGUAACUGUAACUGCAACUGUAAUAGAACUUCCCAAUCCUCAAGAAAAAGACACGCCCCCUUAAUCGAUAGUUAACACAUUUAGUUAGAGCUUAUUAACUUGACAACCUUGAUUAGUUAGGGAUUUGCCCGAGCGCUCUGAAUAAUAAUUCAUAGAGAGCUGCCACCAUGUCACAUGGGUACAUUGAGGAAUGUACGUAAUAUAUCCCGCCGAUGAGCUCAUCCUAAUGACAUAUGGUCUCCUUGCACCACGUGUGAAACCGCGACCCACACUCGACUGCCUGCGCGAGCCGCUCAUACCCCUUGAGUAUCCAGCGAGAGCCGCAACCAGCUCCAACGUCAAAGGCAACGCCAACGUCAACUUGAUAAGCGCCGCCGCCGCUGCCGCCACCAGCUAUCCCAACGACUCGUACAGCACAGCACAGUGGUCGCCAUCGUCGAGCUUAGCCACAGGUGUCACCAGAGCACAGCCCAUCCCGUCACGCAUUCCCACAACGUUAGCGGCGCCCACGCCGUCCAAUUCACCACAGGGGCAGCCGCAGUCGCCACUCGUCGAGGCCGGCGGCAUUAAUUUUUUCAACUUUGAGCCACCUUUGACGGCUGUCCAGGUACCGCAGUCGCAGAGCCUGCCACCCACGCCCACACGACGCACAUCGCGCGCCUCCUUGACGCACUCCAACCACAACUCCGGCGGCAGCAAGCGGUCCAGUGUACGCAGCAAUCGCUCGCAGGCGCCGCUCUCGCCCAGGCUGCUGCCACAUCAGCGUCCAUUGAGCACGUCCAUGUAUAAUAAUGAUGCCAACAUGCAAGGCGGCGGCAACUCAGCAUCUGGACGCGCACCAUUCCAGCGCAGCGGCAGCGCGUUCGAUGAGGAGGGACGCCUGAUCGAUUAUGGAGCAGCCGCGUCUGGUGCUCUCGUCACGGCACGUUCGCGCAGUCCCAGCGUAUUUUUGGAGCCACCUUCGCCAGAUCCCACACAUGCACACUUCGGGCCCGGCUGGGGGCGACCCAUGUCGCCCAUGGAUCUGCCGCCGGAAUGUUCAGCCAGCAGCAGUGUGCCCAGCAAAUCGCCCACCGCCAGCAAAUCCCGUUUGCGGCCUAAGCUGCACAUACCGCUGGGCCGACUUGGUCGUUCCACCUCGUCGGAUACGCGUGAGCGUGAGAGUAAUCGGCUGCGUGAGGAUGUGCAUGUGCAUGUCGAGAAUCCGGUAUUCAGCAGCGAGAACCUGCGCCAGAACAACUUCGAUGCAUUUUUUGAGGCACGCGAACCGGUCAUCAAGCUGCAACCGCGCACGCCCCACUCGGCGACAGCGGACGGACGCGGCCACUCGCCGCCGCUGGAGAACUAUGCGGGCGUCUAUGGCACACCGCGGACGCGAACUCCAGCUGGGGGCACAGGCGGCGGCGGUCUAUUUGCGCGCUUGUCGCGCGAGGAACGGGAGCGUGCGCUCAGUGCGCGCUCCCGCAGCGCGGAGCAUUGGGAUGAGGCGGGCGGUGCUGCUCCGGCGCCAGGUGGUGCUGCUCCGGCUAGCGCUGGUGGCGGUGCGGCGCACUCCAAAGGUGACAGAUUCUUUGGCAAAAUCUUCAAGUGGUCCAAAAAAUCGUAAGUUCUUCGGGUGGAGGGGGCCACGCGGUGGUUCCCUUAGCCCCCAG